Molecule: messenger RNA, 4647 nt
Organism: Mobula hypostoma (lesser devil ray)
Lineage: Eukaryota; Metazoa; Chordata; Chondrichthyes; Myliobatiformes; Myliobatidae
Product: NACHT, LRR and PYD domains-containing protein 3-like
Cellular component (GO): cytoplasm
Molecular function (GO): protein binding
Source: RefSeq, a predicted model, not a curated record
AUCGAACUUUGCCCUCAGCUGUCACCGGGCUUUUCAGUCUGAGAAUAAAUUGGUCCAGAACUAAACAAUAGAUUAAUUGAUGAGACCCAGCGAAAGGAAACAGGAUCCCUGGAGCAGACUGAAUUGGAAAGAGAUUCUGUGUGUAAUCUUUGUCACUGUGCACUGAAGUACAAUCGUUAGCCGGUGCCGAACAACAACCAUUUGCUUGACUGAGUUUUUGUGUGCAUCAGUGCAAGCACUGGGGAGCAGGGUGUGGAGUUACAUCUUGAUUAGUGUGAUGACCAGAUUGAUGACCGUGUUCCCAACUGAACAUUCCGCCAAUUUACUGCUUGGCCCCAUAUAAUUCAGUGUUCAGAUUAACUGGAAACAAAUCAACAGCUCAGCACUCUUUUUUUACUGUAUAUUUUUGCGUUACUUUUAGCAAAGGCAGGGUGCAUCUUAAAACGAGAAUAUCUAAAAUAAAGCUUAAAACUAAAUCUCAGUGGAUGUUUAUAACAAAUAUCAAUGGGCACGGUACUGUGCACGUCCUGUACCGAAUAAUGUCGCUGAUAGUUUAUCCGUGGUUUUCUACAGCUGUCACCCGUUCAUUUCAAUGUUAGACAUGUUACACGUCCCUCUGCACAAUGCAGUUAUAGAGUGGUUAUUUGAGUUACUGUUGUCUUCCCGGCAUAUUGAACCGAUCUCGCUUUUCUCAUUCGUUCUCUCUCAUUAACAAGGCGUUUUUGCUCUGAGAACUGCCGCUCACUGAUCUUUUUUUUCCGCGCAAUUCUCCGCAAACUGAAACUGUUGAACGUGACAAUCUCAAGAGUUCACUCUCAAAAUCACUGAGAUCACAUUUCAUCUCCAUUGUGAUGUUUGUUAGAGGCAAAACGUACCCUGUACCAAGGUCCAGGAUACGGAGAAACCCGCUGAUAACACUGUGGGUUUAGUUAAUGAUUGUCACCAGGAGCUGACUGAACAUUAACCAGGGUGUGUUCAUUUACUUACAGAACCCGUAACACAGCCUUACUGGGACAGGGUGGUAACAGAAUCUGGAGCCGCGGUACAAGUUAAAAUUAGACAGAGAUUUAUUGAGAGAUUUAUUGGAAGAAAAACACCAACUGGAAGCGAACCACAACUGAAGACGAGGGAACAGCAACAAGUGAACCAGCCCGAGGACUGAGAGCAUCAACUGGAGAGAACCCUUCUGACUCAGGGUUUCCAUUGAUUCAGCCCGGAGAAAGUUUGAAAGCAGCAAAAUCUGACCAGAACUGUCCUCAAAAUGGAUAACGGAGCGAGCAGUAGAGGAGUUCCAGUGACGUCAACAUUGGGAAAGGACACGGGUCCGAGCUCAGAGAUCUCCGAGCUCCUGGCAGGCUGGAAUGAUUUCCAGCUGCUGCAGCUGACGGAUUUCUACCGGGACAGGCUGGAGCAGGCGAUGGAAGGAGGGGUGCACGGAGUGAGCCUGGCGUUAACGGCCGAGAAUCAGUUCAGCGGAGAGGAACAUCGGAAAAUCUCUGAUCUCGCUGAUAAGGGAGAGUGGGCGGACAGUUCUAAACUCCUCCUAAGCCUGGUGAUGGAGAAAGGCUCCCUUGCCCGGAGGGUGAUGUGGGAAACCUUUGUGAAAAUGCAGAAUUGUGUCCCAAAGUUGGACAAAAUACUGAAAGAAAUACAGGCACAUGGUUGUGUUCCGGUCCAGCGACCCGUCCCGGAGAUUCCCAGAGGGCUGAAAGAUGUUCAACAGAAACACAAGGAGACUCUGCGGGCACAAACUGAAUCACUGAGAGUCAACACGAUCCUGAUGAGGGAGAAGGUGAAGGUUUUCCAGCUGGUUGAUCGAUACGCUGAGCUCACGGUCAUUUCUACUGUUCGAGAUCGGAGACUGGUGGAACAUGAGCUGCUGGCAAGAGGCAGAGACCACGAGGAGUGGAGAGAAAGACAUCUCCGCAGAGAGCUGGAGAAACUCCAGACAGAUCGGUUGUUCCAGAGCAGCUUUUCCCGGAGGAAAUCCAAAUCUGGGAGUUCGGCAGCAGUGGCCGGAGUCCCGGGGAUCGGGAAAACCACAAUGGUACAAAAGAUUGUUUAUGACUGGGCCACGGGGAAAAUAUACCAACAAUUCCAGUUUGUCUUCUGUUUCAAAUUCCGGGAUUUAAACUCCAUUAACUGCAGAAUAAACCUGAGGGAACUGAUUCUGGAUCAGUAUCCUUACUUUGGGGAUAUCCUGAGAGAGGUCUGGAAGAACCCAGAGGGAUUGCUGUUUAUAUUCGAUGGUUUGGAUGAAUUCAAACACAGAAUCGAUUUUGCACACAGUCGAAGAGAUACAGAACCCAAGCACCAGUGCCCAGAUCCCGAGUGGUGGUGUGAAGUGUCUGACAUUGUGUACAGUUUAAUCCAGAGCAAGCUGCUCCCAGGGUGUUCAGUGCUGGUGACCACCCGUCCCACGGCGUUACAUUUAUUGGAAAAGGCGAAGAUCAGUAUCUGGGCUGAAAUCCUGGGAUUUGUUGGUGAGGAACGGAAGGAAUAUUUCAUCAGGCAUUUUGAAGAUCAGACGGUGGCGGCAGCUGUUUUCAAACACGUGGAGGAGAACGAGAUCCUGUACACCAUGAGCUAUAACCCCUCCUACUGCUGGAUCCUCGCUCUGGCACUUGGCCCCUUCUUCACACAAAGAGUCAGGGACCCGCAGCGAGUUCCCAAGACCAUCACCCAACUGUACUCCUACUAUAUUUACAACAUCCUGAAAAACCACGGCCGUGAGAUUGAGAACCCCCGUCAUGUGUUACUCAGGGUUGGUCAGAUGGCCUUCAGAGGAGUGUCCGAGAAGAAGAUAGUGUUUACAGAUGGAGAUUUGAUCAAAUACAAUCUGCAGCCUUCCCAGUUCCUGUCCGGGUUCCUGAUGGAGCUUUUGGAGAGAGAGGAUUCUGCCCGGUGUGUAGUGUACACAUUCCCACACCUCACCAUCCAAGAGUUUGUAGCUGCAGUCGCACAAUUCCUGACUAUAUGUCCCACGGAUAUCCUGAAAUUUCUCACUGAAGCCCACAACACGACAGAUGGGCGAUUUGAGGUAUUUUUCCGUUUCGUUGCUGGUCUCUCCUCCCCAGUGACAGCUCGGGGCCUGGAGGAGUUUCUGGGUCCGUUUCCUCAUCAAACAACCUGCCGGGUGAUUGACUGGGUGAAGGAGGAAGUUAAACGCCGGAGUGAAAACAUGGAGAGUGAAGCUGGUAAAAGGAGCCUCCUGAACACAUUGCACUACCUGUUUGAGUCUCAGAAUCGUGGACUUACUCAGGCCGCACUGGGAUCAGAGGAAACACUUUCAUUCAUGGGAAUGACACUGACCCCGAUUGACUGCGCGGUCCUGUCUCAUGUCAUCGGACUCUGUGAUACAAUAAAACAACUCGACCUGGAGAACUGCCACAUUCAGUGUGAAGGAAUCCAGCGGCUGGGACCCGGGCUGCACAAGUGUCGGGAGUUGAGACUCGGUCGGAAUAAACUGGGAGACUCAGGAGUGAAACUGGUGUCUGCGGCUCUGAGGAACCCAGAGUGUAAAAUACAGGAACUGUGGCUGACGGGUGUCGGUCUCACAGAUUCUGGUGUCGAGGAUCUCGUCUCAGUUCUCAGUACAAACACAUCACUGACGGAGCUGAACCUGAGUGAUAACAAACUGGGAGAUUCAGGAGUGAAACUGGUGUCUGCGGCUCUGAGGAACCCGGAGUGUAAAAUACAGAAACUGGGGCUGAUCAAUGUCGGUCUCACAGAUUCUGGUGCCGAGGAUCUCGUCUCCGCUCUCAGUACAAACCCAUCACUGACGGAGCUGAACCUGGGAUUUAACUCGCUGACAGACCGAUCUGUCCCCGAUCUCCGCCGCCUCAUACUGACCCUCCCGAGUCUGGAGUGGAUCUGGCUGUGGCAGAAUCGGUUCAGUGAGACCGGGAAGAAGGAACUGGAUCUCUGCAGGAACCCAGACCCGGACUGACAGUGUAUCUGUGACCAUCUGAAUGUGUGAACAUCCUCACCCGUGGGAUGGGGACAUUUUGGCCGAUUCCCCGCCCUCCCCUUUAACCCCGCACCCCACCUUCCCCUUACCUUUAAUGUCCGCGCGCCAGAUUUAAUUCCCAACGGUUUUAACGGAACUAGCUCCGCGAUCGCGCUUAUCGUCGAUCUUUAUGCUCCCGUAGUGACGUAUUCCCGCCUCCUGUCCAGCGGCGCAGCUUCCGCCGGAUGUGCGGGUUCGAGACCCCGGGGAAUUACAGAGACAGGAAGAGCCCGGGGGCCGGGGCUCAGUCUGGGACACCCGUUUCCCGGGGUGGGAUUAUCCCGGGAGAGAAUCCUUUUGCUCCCUUUGCUGAGGACGGUGCAUUCGGCAGUCUGGCCGAUAUAAUGAUGUUAAAUAGACAAAUACCUCGGCAGUGACCCUGGAUCUGCAGUGAUCUCGGACACGGUUCUGAAGUGUGAUUUUAUAAUCAUCGGUUCCCCGAUGCAGAGUGACGGUGAGAAACGGGACUGAUUAUUCAACCGUUCACCGUUGUCGCCGGUCAGUUAAUUGUGUGUGACUGUGAGUGAGUCGGGAGCAGUUUAUUUAUUCCCGCACGUCAGCAGCUCACACAUUGUUUAAUUUACAUUUGUCCUGAUAAAAUCAAUAAACCUGUAACUUUCCUGUCUUGAUGUCGGACU